Penicillium soppii is the source of this 1779-nucleotide messenger RNA. RefSeq lists its product as uncharacterized. Lineage: Eukaryota; Fungi; Ascomycota; Eurotiomycetes; Eurotiales; Aspergillaceae. Gene Ontology annotation, cellular component: nucleus. The transcript has 2 exons. The record is from RefSeq and is a predicted model, not a curated record. The coding region runs from base 1 to 1779 and encodes 592 amino acids.
AUGGCCAGACUCAAUACAGCCAACCCUUUGGUAAACAGCACCCCCCAGAGGGGAAGAGGGGUGCUGAAAAGUACACCACGUACCUCCCAAACAUUGGAUGGUAGUAUACCCUCCAAAGAGCCAUGUUCUUAUCUCAAGAAGUCCCCGAUCAAGCACACCGUCACAACCUCAGCACAAAACCAACCCCGACGACAGAUGGCGAGAUCUAGUACCUUGUUCGAUAUAUUGCCAGACAGCGAGUCGACAUCAGAAAGCGAAAUUGGCCAUCGCAAGCCCACCGGAAAGCAGGCACGGACACGGACACUAGGACUCGCGCGUGUGAAUUCUUUAUUACUGCCGACAAAGCAGAGACCAAGGCCUGCUUUCAGGGAAAAUGCAGACUAUGACAAGGAAAAUGAUGUACCAGAACAUACCACAGAUGGCUUUCGCACACCGGAUUCAAUACCGUCCAGACAAACACCACCCAGAGAGAACACCCCCAGAAGAAGCAGAACUGGAGAUAGUGCCACAAGACACCCCACAGCCGACGACCGAGAAGAAGAGAUUGAGGAUCAAGGGCUUGACGAUAGCUUUGAUUCAAUUGACGAUUUCAUUGUCAGUGACAAUGAAGAGCUCAGCUCUCACGAGGCAUCUGAUCAUGAGACGCCAAACACCGAGGACGAGCCCACCCCAGCCGCCUCUCCUAUAAGAUCACCCAGAAAGAGACUUUUGCGCGGAAGGAAGCCAGCCGCUGAGACGGAGCCGAGAGUUUUGGCACAUGAGAAGCCAUCAAUGGAGACGACUGAUUCAGAGUUGGAGCUCGACAAUACCACUUGUAAACCGACGAGGACUACCCCCGAUUGUGAGGACUGCGCACCAAGUCCUAUAUUUGGCCUCCACCCCGAGCCUUUGGUAUACGAAGCAGAUAAUACCAAGCACCGAGACGACUCAACACGUGCGCCUAAGUCUCGACUUCACAACUCCAACGACCUCAUCAAACACCUGGAGAACCUUGAAUUAAGUUCGGAAUCAGAGGAUGAACCUCCACCAACACUCAAGCCAGGCCACAAAGACUCGCCACCGCUCACACCAUCAACGACGCGGAUCAAAGACACUCCCCCCACAACUAUAAGAGCCCAAAAGAAAGCCGAGGCGGCGCGGAAGCGCGAGAUUCUCGGCUUCGCAGAAGAAUUCCUUCAGCACCUGGACAAUGCUUUCGACGGCCGUAUUACCAACAUGACCAAAGACACUGGUGGCAUCAAACUUAUCUGGACCAAAAACUUCAGGAAUACCGCUGGUCGGGCAACUGUCCGUUCAGAACGAGUCUUCACUGGGAAAGGCGGCGUGGAAGAUCCAGGACGGCGGCGCUACGAUGCCACCAUUGAGCUUUCCGAGAAAGUCUUGGACACAGAGGACAAGAUCCUCUGUACCCUGACACAUGAGUACUGCCACUUGCUCGACAUCCUGAUUACAGAGAACAGGGGCAAGGGCGCGGCGCAACACGGUGCUAGUUUCAAGCAAUGGGGUGCUCGUUGCACUCGAGCAUUGGAUGGCCACCCUAUCUAUGGUGGCCGCGUGGAAGUUACGACCAAACAUACUUACGAGAUCAAUCACAAGUACCUUUGGGCCUGUGUGGUACUGGGGUGCCCCUUCGAGGUGGGUCGACACUCAAAGAGUGUUGAUCCGGUCCGUCAUCGAUGUGGCCGCUGCAGAGGCUAUCUCAAACAGAUUAAGCCGGUGCCUCGCGCUGCACCAAAGAAGAAAUACGAGAAGGUGGUAAUCAAUUUGGAAGAUGAUUGA